GAAGCGUGAGGAAGGGAACAGAGUCCACUUACAGGAGAGGCCAGAUCCAUCCCUCGCGACUCGUAGGAUGGAGGCCACGUGAUCGCCUAUCUGCGCUCCCGGCGCCGCUCUAGUACGCAAGCGCCGCGGGCGACAAUGUCACGUGGUUUUGAUAGCGCGUCCCUGUCGCCGUGGCAACGGCGCCACAAUAGGCUCCACAGCAGAGAGAGCGGCACCAGAGCAGUCAUGAUUCCGCCCGCGGACUCGCUGCUCCAUUAUGAGACGCCGGUGCUGGUCAGCCGCAACACUGAGAAGCGAUCGCCCAAGGCUCGGCCGCUGAAGGCCACCCCGCAGCUGGUGCUGCCCUCCGUGCCCGUCCCUCCCUCCAAAGGCAAGGUGCCGCCGCCCACUGUAGACCCCAGCAAACAAGCGGAGGAAAUCCUCAAUGCCAUCUUGCCGCCCAGAGAAUGGGUGGAAGAAAACCAGCUAUGGAUCCAGCAGGUAUCCAGCACCCCCAGCACACGCAUGGAUGUGGUGCAUCUGCAGGAACAGCUGGAUCUCAAGCUCCAACAGCGCCAAGCCCGGGAGACAGGCAUCUGCCCUGUGCGGCGGGAGCUCUACUCACAGUGCUUCGAUGAGCUGAUACGGCAAGUGACCAUCAACUGUGCUGAGCGGGGGCUCCUGCUGCUACGUGUGCGGGAUGAGAUCCGGAUGACGAUAGCAGCCUACCAGACCCUGUAUGAGAGCAGUGUUGCGUUUGGCAUGCGGAAGGCGCUACAGGCUGAGCAGGGCAAGUCCGAUAUGGAAAGAAGAAUUGCAGAAUUAGAGGAUGAAAAGAGAGAUUUGGAGCGGCAAGUCAAUGAGCAGAAGGCCAAGUGCGAUGCCACUGAGAAAAGGGAGCUUGAAAGGCGGCAGGUGGAGGAGAAGAAGCACAGUGAGGAAGUCCAGUUCCUUAAGCGGACCAAUCAGCAGCUGAAGGCCCAGCUCGAAGGCAUCAUUGCACCAAAGAAAUAGACUUUCCAUCAUCUCUCAAGCAAGAAUUCAAGGCUUUGGGCCUUGUCUCCCAGAUUACAAUGAUUGGAGAUGUUUCAUACACUUGGGGGGGAGGGGGGGGGGGCUGGGUAGGUCUCAGCCCCAAAACAUAGGCAAAGAGCCUGUCUAGAUUUUUAAGAGAAUAAAUCGGAAUUCUGAAACUCCUCUGGGGAGACAGAAGCUGUC
This is a messenger RNA of Sphaerodactylus townsendi, 1197 nucleotides long. RefSeq names its product dynein axonemal light intermediate chain 1 (gene DNALI1). Gene Ontology annotation, cellular component: filopodium; axoneme. The record is from RefSeq and is a predicted model, not a curated record. Lineage: Eukaryota; Metazoa; Chordata; Lepidosauria; Squamata; Sphaerodactylidae. The transcript is spliced from 6 exons. Gene Ontology annotation, molecular function: dynein heavy chain binding. Bases 136 to 993 code for a protein of 285 amino acids.